Dracunculus medinensis (Guinea worm) is the source of this 468-nucleotide messenger RNA. Lineage: Eukaryota; Metazoa; Nematoda; Chromadorea; Rhabditida; Dracunculidae. The record is from the annotation of a GenBank genome assembly.
AUGCUAUUGCCAGUGGUAUUUAUUUUAUUGCAAAUCGGUGUAUCUGUGGCUUCGAAAUGUCCUGCUUCAAAAAUUACUGAAGAAAUGCGAUCGUAUGUAUUAAAAGAACACAAUAAGCUUAGAUCGCAGUUAGCAAACGGUGAAGCAGAAGCAUCGAACGGGCUUAUGCCAAGAAGUUCGAACAUGCAUGAAUUGGAGUGGGACUGCGGCCUGGAAGAAAGAGCGCAACAGUGGGCUGAAUAUUGCGAUUUCGAGCAUUCAACGCAAGAAUUCCGUAAUUAUAGCGGUGAGAAUUUGUAUGCCAGAUGGGGAUAUGAAGAACCGAAAUUAGGUAAUUGUUAUUUCGAAAUAGUUCGUUCAUUGAAGUUUUUACUUUUCCAGUUUUGUAGAAUCUUCUUUUGCGUGGCCAUUUGUUAUUACAUUGGGUCCAAGGUAUUUAAAAUCAGGCACUUCUUCAAUCGGCAAUGA